UCGAGGAACAGAGCGCACCGGCUGUCCCGUAGCUUCAAGAACUUUUGAGAUGAAUGGGUAUGCCUUUGAUUAAUUUUGAGACAGACCAAUAGUUUUCCACAUGUCCCGUGAAUGACUCUAUAGUUAGUUAUCUAUAGUAUAGUUAUCCACGUAGUUUUUUCGUUCUGGCUGUGUUUCACAGUUGUCGCCGUGUUGUGAAGGUAUCCAGUCUAACUUGUACUCGCAAGCUUUUCGGGUGGGUAGAUAAAGGAGGAUUGUUCUUGAAACGUCAAUGCAUACAGAAGACUAUGGAGGACUGUGGACCACCAUUGUUUUCGUUUGGAAUAAUAGCGGAUGUUCAAUAUGCUGAUAUAGACAACGGUUUAAAUUUUAAACAGACCAGGAAACGAUACUACAGGAAUAGCCUGAAGCACUUGCAGAAUGCGAUUGAUGGCUGGGAUGCGGAAAAAGUCAAGCCGAGCUUCAUUCUCCAACUUGGGGAUAUAGUUGAUGGCUUUAACAAGAAAUACAACGCCUCUCAAAGCGCACUGGAUACGGUGUUGGCCCAAUUUAACCGCUGCCCGGCUGUGCAUCACGUUUGGGGAAACCAUGAAUUUUAUAACUUCACCAGAGACGCGCUAUUGUCAUCACCACUCAACACCACGUGCGACUCGCAUCAGCAGCAGCCCUCGGCCAAUCAGGACUUUUACGCAUACCAUUUUAGCCCCGCCCCGCGGUUCCGAUUUGUAGUUCUGGACUCCUAUGACAUCAGCCUCAUCGGACGUGAUGAGCAGAGUGAGAAAUACCAGCAGUCUCUGAAACUUCUCAAGGAGCACAAUGCCAACGAGGACCUCAACCACCCCCCAGUGUUCUCAGGACUGGAGCAGAGAUUCGUGAAGUUCAACGGAGGGUUCAGUCAGGACCAGCUGCAGUGGCUAGAUGAGGUGCUCACUAAAGCUGACGAGAUGCAGGAGAAAGUCACUAUUGCAUGCCACCUGCCGGUGCUUCCCCUCUCCACAGACCCCAUCUGCCUGGCCUGGAACUACCCCGAGCUGCUCUCCCUGCUCCAGGCCCAUAGGAGUGUGGUGUGCUACAUGGCUGGCCACGACCACGACGGCGGGUACCAUCAGGACCCUGCCACGGGCAUCCACCACCUGACCCUGGAGGGCGUCAUCGAGACCCCGCCAGACAGCCAGGCCUACGGGACGGUGUACGUGUACGAGGACCGUAUGGUAGUCAAGGGCAACGGGAGGAUGAGGGACCGAGAGAUGAUGUAUGCUGGGAAACAAGAUGGAGAGGGCAGCGUGUGACGUGACGUGGAAACC
Messenger RNA from Engraulis encrasicolus (European anchovy), 1304 nucleotides. Its product is annotated as manganese-dependent ADP-ribose/CDP-alcohol diphosphatase-like. The transcript is spliced from 3 exons. The coding region runs from base 288 to 1289 and encodes 333 amino acids. The record is from RefSeq and is a predicted model, not a curated record. Gene Ontology annotation, molecular function: ADP-ribose diphosphatase activity; CDP-glycerol diphosphatase activity; manganese ion binding. Lineage: Eukaryota; Metazoa; Chordata; Actinopteri; Clupeiformes; Engraulidae.